Arabidopsis lyrata subsp. lyrata is the source of this 1062-nucleotide messenger RNA. RefSeq names its product ycf49-like protein. The transcript has 4 exons. NCBI's taxonomy places the organism in Eukaryota, Viridiplantae, Streptophyta, Magnoliopsida, Brassicales, Brassicaceae. The coding region runs from base 50 to 622 and encodes 190 amino acids. The record is from RefSeq and is a predicted model, not a curated record.
ACGGUAAACCCGGUUUAAAUUAAACCAGAAAUUGGAGAAAAUCUCAGCCAUGGCGAUUGCUUCAUCAGCCACCGUUCUCUUCUGCUGCGCCAAACCAAAUUUCCGGCGAAUUCCGUCUCAGAGCCGUUCAUCUUCUCCUCUCACCACCUUAAACGAAAGUGGGAUCCGGAGCCGCAGCUUAAUCCAUGACCCGAUUACGCUGUCGGGUCUUAUCGGAACCGGUUUGAUGGCGGGUACGUUCAUCACGGCGGGACCAGAUUCUACAGCCAUGGCGGCGGUGGAUUCUCUUCAGCUAAGCGAACCUGCUAAUGCGUUGUCUUUACCCACUUGGGCUAUUCAUGUUUCCAGCGUUGUCGAAUGGAUUACGGCGAUGGCGUUGGUAUGGAAAUAUGGAGAAAGAAAAGGUUAUGAGUCUUGGAAAGGUCUCUCAUGGGGAAUGGUACCUUUGCUUGGUGGAGCUCUUUGUGCAUGCACAUGGCAUUUCUUUUACAAUGAUGAAUCUCUUGAGGUGUUGGUCGCGCUUCAGGCGGCACUAACUGUGUUCGGUAAUAUUACUCUGUGCAUUGCUGCCUUUCGAAUCAACAAGUUGUCAUCCAAAAUUGAAGUCUCUGAAAAACCAUGAUGGCUAAACACAUCUUUCUGUUAAGAAGUACAAGGAAUAUCUGUUUUCCCUUUCUACCGACGGGUAAAGCCGACUUUUGCUUGAUAUGGAACAAGUGAUUAGGGAUGAGACUGGAGUUCAUAAAGUUUAUGAUUCAUUUGCUAUUUGCUUAUUGUAGGAAUCUGAGUGUAGCCUUCUUGGGGAUUCUUGGUGGUAAGAGGAUCUUCGAGAAUUGUCAAUGUGGUAGUAACGAAAAGAUCAUGGUUUAUACUUUAUAUUUGUAGAUAUUGAGCCAAACAUGAUUGUAUGUUCCUAAGUAUAUAUUCUUGAUGAGUUAGACCAUAUCAUAAUCUUAUGUGAGCAUCCUUCUUCUGUAAUCUUUGUAGUACUGAAAUUUUUUGGGUCUUAGACACUUAGACUUGGAUGAUAACUAAGAUUCUUUAUCAAGUCAAUUAAAUUCA